Molecule: messenger RNA, 945 nt
Organism: Linnemannia hyalina
Lineage: Eukaryota; Fungi; Mortierellomycota; Mortierellomycetes; Mortierellales; Mortierellaceae
Source: the annotation of a GenBank genome assembly
AUGGUAACCACAGCAGCUCAAGCGACAACAAAGCUCCUCCCCCUCACAGACGAGCUCCGUCAAAAGACAAAGGGUCUCCACGGCAAGACCGACCGUCUCGUCAGCCUAGGCCUCUUUGCCGUCCUUGACUACCAGAUCUACCGCCAGAUCCUCCUAGGCUUCUACUACGUCUUCAAGACCUUCGAAGAAGAGUACGACCGACACCUGAAAACAUCCACCAUCGACAGCCAAAAGCAGAAAUGGCCAGCUCACCCAUGGGUCGAACACACUUACUCACCCGACCUCAGGAGGACAGAGGCCUUUGAAGCCGACCUGGCGUACUUUUAUGGACCUGACUGGAAAGAUCAUGUUCAACCAUCGAAGCAAGUCCAGGAGUAUAUGGACCACAUCAGGGACAUCGCAAAGCGCCAGCCAGAAAAACUAAUUGCCUACCCAGCAACCCUCUACCUAGGCCUCUUCUUUGGCGGCCAAAUCACCCGUUCAAAAAUCAUCAAAUCCACACACUUUUUUCCCUCCCCACCUGCCAAGAAACUCGGUGGAGAAAACGAUGAUGGUAUCGCCAUCUUUACCUUCCGCGAAAGUACAUCCACCACCACCACCACCGCGGGAGCAGCAGAAAGAGCAGGAGAAGGAAGCAAGGGGAAGAAAAUGGACCCGAACAAGGUGAAAUCUUCACUCAAGGACCGGCUCAACUCAAUCCCAGAGAUGAACCCUGCAGAGGGUGUCACCGAGACCAAACUAACGCUUGAGGGUCGAGAAGCGAUUGCAGAGGAGGCGAGAGAGAUCUUUGUUAGAAACAUGGAUUUAAUGACCAGCGUUGAGGGUGUCUCAAGGGUUUGGACCCGUUGGAUCUUCCAGUUUGUGAUCUUUGUUGCUGUUGGGCUGGCGAUCUUCCAGAUCCUUUUCAGAAGCAGUGUCAUACCCUCGGAACCAUUGAUCAUUUGA